CGUGAAUCUCCUAAAACUCUCUUAAACUAAUGUAUACUUGAGUUGGUGCCUAUAACACACUUAAACUCAAAUCCAUUAUAUUUAUAACCGCCACAAUGAAAGAUUUUUUUAUAAACUUGCGAUGUGGAUACAAAGACAAAUUCAGAGGAAAGAAUACUCAUCCAUCACCAAUCAAUGGAGCUUCAGAGUAUCACCUCAAAUUUCAUCCCUUGCUUCUUGGUUGCAGCCAUUCUCUUGACUCUAAUCAAAGAAUUGAAAAGAUCCCAGAAAACCAAAACCAUCCAGAAAUUGCCUCCAGGUCCAUGGAAGCUGCCAUUUAUUGGAUGUAUGCAUCAUUUGAUAGGUUCACUUCCACAUCGCUGUCUGAAAAACUUAGCUCAAAAAUAUGGAUCCCUGAUGCAUCUGCAGCUUGGUGAAGUUUCACUCAUCGUUGUUACAUCACCAAACUUAGCGAAAGAGAUCAUGAAAACGCACGAUCUUUCUUUCGCGACCAGGCCUGAACUUCUUGCGUUCAAGAUCAUCUGCUAUGAUAGUAAAGAUAUUGCAUUUUCGCCUUAUGGUGAUUAUUGGAGACAAAUGCGAAAAAUUAGCGUAUUGGAGCUUCUUAGUGCCAAAAGUGUCCGGUCCUUCGAAAAUAUUAGGCAGGAUGAGGUUUUGCACCUGGUUGAAGCAAUAAGGCCUUUAGCAGGUAAGAAGGUGAAUUUAACUGAACAAGUUUUCUCAUAUGCAAGUUCCAUGGUCUGUAGAGCAGCAUUUGGUCAAGUUUCCAAAGAAGAUCAAUACGAAUUCGUACAAUUAAUGAAGCAAGUGGCAGCUUUAGCAGGAGGUUUUGACAUUGCUGAUCUGUUUCCUUCUUACAAAAUUCUUCAUGUCCUGACUGGAAUGAAGCCUAAAUUGCUAAAGAUCCACCACAAAAUGGACAGUAUAUUUGAAAAGUUAAUCGAGGAGCACAUCAAGAACCAGACUAGGAACAAGAAGUUGGUUGCUGAUGCUAGUCAAGAAGAUCUUAUUGAUGUUCUACUGCGAAUUAGAGAUAGUGGGAACCUUCAGUUUCCAAUCACCAAUAACAAUAUCAAAGCUAUCAUCUUUGAUAUGUUUGCUGCUGGAACUGAAACUUCAUCUUCAACCGUUGAAUGGGCUAUGUCAGAGAUGAUCAGAAAACCAGAUGUGAUGGCCAAGGCGCAGAGAGAAAUCAGGCAAGCCUUCAAGGGAAAGCAGAACAUAGAUGAGGCUGAUGUUCAAGGAUUGAGAUACCUGAAGUUGGUGACCAAAGAAACCCUAAGACUACACCCUCCUUUCCCUUUGCUCCUGCCUAGAGAAUGCAGGGAGCAAUGUGAACUAAAUGGAUAUACCAUACCAAUCAAAACAAAGGUCAUGAUUAAUUUCUGGGCAAUUGGAAGGGAUCCGGAGCAUUGGAGUGAUCCGGAGAGCUUUGUACCAGAGAGAUUUGAUAAUAACCUGGUUGAUUUCACAGGAAAUCACUUCGAGUUUGUGCCAUUUGGUGCAGGAAGGAGGAUUUGCCCAGGAAUGUCAUUUGCUUUGGUCAAUGUUGAGCUUCCAUUGGCUCUACUGCUUUGUCAUUUCAACUGGAGACUCCCGGAUGGUAUGGAGUCAAAAGAAUUGGACAUGUUAGAGAAUAAUGGAAUAACAGCAACAAGGAAAAACAACCUUUAUUUGGUCCCUUCCUUGUAUGAUCCUUCGACUGAUUUGGAAUAAACAGUCAUACGUGCAGCACUUCUUUCAGGGCCAAAGGGGGAUGUGAUAAAAAAUUGUUGAAAGCUUUGAGGAUAUUAAGAUACUAAAUAAGCAAUGUCUAGUUCUUCAAUUGAUAUGCCAUUUUAGCAAAUUAUCUAAAUGGCACUUGAACUGUUAUAUUUGUAUACUUUUUGGCCUUCGACUAUUAAUUGUAUCACAUUACUACUCAAUU
This is a messenger RNA of Coffea arabica (coffee), 1927 nucleotides long. RefSeq names its product premnaspirodiene oxygenase-like. The record is from RefSeq and is a predicted model, not a curated record. NCBI's taxonomy places the organism in Eukaryota, Viridiplantae, Streptophyta, Magnoliopsida, Gentianales, Rubiaceae. Gene Ontology annotation, molecular function: iron ion binding; heme binding; oxidoreductase activity, acting on paired donors, with incorporation or reduction of molecular oxygen.